CGGCAGCAAGCGAGCAGCAGGCGUUGCUUGCAUUGCAUGCUGCUGCUAGCUAGCAGUCGGCGUCCUCCACCUGCAUGCAGAUAUAGAGAAAGAAUAUAGUAUAUAUUGUUGUUAAGAAGGCAGCCAGCAGCGCUAGCUAGAGACUUACGUACGACAGCUAGCUAGCUAUAUAUCAUAUCCAGCAGGCGCAGGCCGCCUAGCUGCGACGACAACCAACCAUGACGACGCCGCCGACGCCGCUCCUCCUCCUCCUCCUGCUGCUGGUGGCGGCGGCGAGGGGCUGCCAUGGGUCGUCGUCGUCGUCGUCGUACUCGUACCAGCCGCAGCAGUACAAGAUGAUGAUGAACGCGUCAUCGUCGGGGCGCCGCCCGGCGGUGGUGACGGCGGUGAUCGUGUUCGGCGACUCCAUUGUUGACCCGGGGAACAACAACGACCUGCACACGCUGAUCAAGGCCAACCAUCCGCCCUACGGCAAGGACUUGUUCAACCACGAGGCCACGGGACGCUACUCCAACGGACUCAUUCCCAGCGACCUCAUUGCCCAGCAGCUUGGUGUGAAGCAGCUGGUGCCGGCCUACUUGGGCGUUGAUCUGAGCCCCGAGGAUCUGCUCACCGGUGUCAGCUUCGCAUCCGGCGCCACGGGAUUCGACCCGCUGACGCCCGUGGUAGUGAGCGUGAUCUCCAUGGAUCAGCAGCUGGCCUACUUCGACGAGUACCGCGGGAAGCUGGUGGACAUCGCCGGCGAGGAGGAGACGGCGAGGAUCAUCGACGGGGCGCUGUUCGUGGUGUGCGCGGGCACCGACGAUGUGGCCAACACCUACUUCACGACGCCGUUCCGCAGCGUGGAGUACGACAUCCCCAGUUACGUGGAGCUGCUGGUGAGCGGCGCCGAGGAGUUCCUCCGCAAGGUCAGCGCCAGGGGAGCCAGGAAGAUCGGCUUCGUGGGGAUGCCGCCGGUGGGGUGCGUGCCGUCGCAGCGGACGCUGGGUGGGGGCCUCGCCAGGGCGUGCGAGCCCAGCCGGAACGAGGCGGCGCAGCUAUACAACGCCAGGAUCCAGGAGAUGAUCGCCGGGCUGAACGCGGAGCAAACGCAGACUCUGGUGGUGUUCCUGGACAUCUACCGCAUCCUGGACGACCUCAUGGAGCACGGGGACAAGUACGGCUUCGCCGACACCACCAGGGGCUGCUGCGGCACCGGCACCAUCGAGGUCACCGGACUCUGCGACUCCCGCUUCGUCUCCGUCUGCGACGACGUCUCCAAGCACGUCUUCUUCGACAGCUACCACCCCACCGAGCGAGCCUACAGGAUCAUCGUCAACGACGUGUUUGACAACUACGGCCAAGUGCUCUUCUGAUCGAAUUCUCAUGCAUGCAUAUGCAUGUGGUGUAUCUAUUAUCUAUCUAUCUAUCUACCGGCCGGCCGGCCCCCUGCUUGCAAAUUAAGUCCAUUCUGUCGAUGCCAAAUUAAUACCGGCGGAUUCAUUUUUAUUCGAUCGAUCAUUGCAUAGUAUGUAAUGCACAUAUAUUAUAUAUAACAGAUAUUGUUGUUAUAGUUACAUAUAUCGACGAAGCAUUCAACAACGCCAACCCUCAUCAUCAU
Molecule: messenger RNA, 1600 nt
Organism: Sorghum bicolor (sorghum)
Lineage: Eukaryota; Viridiplantae; Streptophyta; Magnoliopsida; Poales; Poaceae
Product: GDSL esterase/lipase EXL3
Exons: 2
Coding region: 219-1355 (378 amino acids)
Molecular function (GO): hydrolase activity, acting on ester bonds
Source: RefSeq, a predicted model, not a curated record